This is a messenger RNA of Symbiodinium sp. CCMP2456, 1260 nucleotides long. Lineage: Eukaryota; Dinophyceae; Suessiales; Symbiodiniaceae. The record is from the annotation of a GenBank genome assembly.
AUGAAGCACUGGCAUCUCUCCUUGAUCGUUCUCUCUUUCAUCCUGUUCGCCGCGCCGAUCGCGUCGGCGGAUGAGCCGCCGACGAAUCCUCUCAACGCCGAUCGGGCGAUGGGCUAUCUCGAAGCGAUCUGCGCCAUCGGCCCGCGGGUGAGCGGCAGCCGCGGCAUGAUCGAGCAGAAAAAGCUGAUCACGGGGCAUUUCGCGAAGCUGGGCGUCAAGGUCGAGGAGCAGCGCUUCCAGGCGCCGCACCCGCAGAACCGUGCGCGGCGGGUGCGGAUGGCGAACUUGGUGGUCCAUUGGCGGCCCGAGGCGACGCGGCGGGUGCUGCUGUGCGCGCAUUACGACACGCGGCCGCUGCCCGAUCAGGACCGCGACCCGCAGGCACGCCGCAAUGGGGUCUUCAUCGGCGCCAACGACGGCGGCAGCGGGACGGCGUUGCUCAUGGAGUUGGGUCACCUGAUGGCGGAGCGGUUCGACGAAGCGGCGCCCGAUCAAGACUUCGGCGUGGACUUCGUUUUCUUUGAUGGCGAGGAGCUGGUCUUCAACGACCGCGACCCUUACUUCCUCGGCAGCCAGUGGUUCGCCACGCAGUACGCGAAGCGCAAGCCGCUGCCGGCGAGCGAUGGCGGCGAGGAGCGCGUGUGGAACUACGACGCGGCCGUGCUCUUCGACAUGGUCGCCGACAAGGACCUGCAGAUUCACUUCGAAGGCCACAGCUUCGCGUCGCGCCAGUCGCGGCCGAUCGCCAGAGAAGUGUGGGACGUCGCCGAGCGGCUAGGCGUCGAGGAGUUCGUCCCGCAGGUGCGCCACACGGUGCUCGACGACCACCUCGCGCUGCGCCAAUACGGCGGCAUCCGCGCGAUCGACGUGAUCGACUUCGACUACCCCUAUUGGCACACGACAGAAGAUACGCCGGACAAGUGCUCGGGCAAGUCGCUGUCGAAGGUUCGUCAUUCGGAUUUCGUCAUUCCUAUUGGCGUCUUGGCGGUUAGCUUCUUCCCGUCAACAAUCGAAGCGUCAACAACUCCCCGGAGAUUUGCCCCCAUGGCCGACGUCAAGAUCACGGUUCGUAAGAAUGGCUCGCUGAAGAUCGAGGGGCCGAUCGAGCUCUACGACGCCGACGGCAACGCGUUCCCACUCGACCCGUCGAAGCCGGCGAUCGCGCUAUGCCGCUGCGGGGCGUCGAAGAACGCGCCGUUCUGCGACGGCGCGCAUAAGGAGUGUGAGUUCACUUCCGAGGUGAAAGCGCCGGUGGCGUAG